UUCAACAGCCAUUCGGGAAUUCAACACACAUGCACACCAACAAGUCACAAAACAGUGUGCAUUCCCACAAAACACUUUUAAAAACGACAACCAAAAAGUUUAUAAAAAAAACAAAAGGAGAGAGACAUAAACAUGACUUACCAGCUCCGAGCGUCAGUGCUCACUGAAGCUGGUCACAAAGGUGCGACGCCAAAUCACCCCCCAGGGAAACAAAAAGCCCAUCAGUUCCAAUCGCAAGUGCAACCAUGCCCAUUCUGAAGAAUCUCCCAGGAAGGUCCAAGAGCUGCCAUGAGUUCCCCAGAGCCAACGGUGAGCUCAUUCUCCCACGGCUUGACUUGGACCUCAAAGACUUGAAUAAUCUGAAGGAGCUGAACGAGCUCAAGGAGCUGAACAAGAACCUCAACCCCUUUGAGGAUGUGGACCUGGAUGAAGACGAGAGGGGCGAAGGUGACGCGGGCCUCAUCAUGGGGGAGGUCAGGGGUACCCUGCAGCUCAGGUCGGCCCGUGAUGGAGAAGAGGAGGAAAACGAGCUGAACGCUGAAAGACACGGUGCGGUAAACCACAAAGGAAAACCACUCCGGGGAACCCUAGAGAGGAUUUGUGGCGUGUCUCCACUGAAGACCCUUGGAAAACUAGGAAAGGGGCUCCGCAAAUCCGGCAGGAGCGUGUGGGGGAACAACUCUCCCCACUAUAGCCCUGGAGACUCAAACACGCUCCCGACAGAGAGGGACAAAAGUAAAGGACUACGCAGGAGCUCAGAAGGAAUUAUGACUCUGUUACGCAUUACAGGCCGUCGUAAGGAGGAGCACAGAGAAAACCUGCCCUGUGGGGACCUGAAUGCAGACGGUGAGGCGGAGGCAUCCAGGAGGCCGUCCUUCCUCAGGAUGGUCAGUCUGGGCAAGCUGAAGAGGGAAUCCAUGUCCGACAAGGCCUCCCAGGGGACUGAGGAGGAAGCAGAGGAGGAGGAGGAGCCAGUGGUCCAAACCAGAGAGCCCCUCUCAGUACUGGAGAUCCUACAGUUAGUCAACCACCGGGACUUGCUCCUGGCCGACACACAUAUUCAGGAGCUACAGCGGGAGUGUGAACUGUUGUCUCUCCUGCCAUGUCCGACCAGUCCCACCCUGACUCCGACCCUCAGCCCCCCCAGCCCUUCUGGAAUGAUUCCCCUGUCAUUCUCAUCUUUGGAUGACUCACUGAGCGCCAAUGCUACUCUGGAUUCGAGCCGAAGGAAAGAGAAGGAUGUGGAGCUCCUCUAUGAGGCUUUGAUGAAGGAGAUGUGGGAUGUUGUGCGUGAGUCUCUCCGUCAGCCCAGUGCUGGGCCCAACCUUGGGCUUGUGGUGCUGGUGAUUCAACAGGAGGAACAUGCCGAUGCUGCCUGGACUCUUCGAGAGGACACCAAGCCAGAGCAACAAAUGGAUGUGGCUCUUCAGAUCCAACCCAGCCAUCGUCCUCGACGACUGAAGAUAAAGUGGAGGGAAGCAGUGGCGGAGGCUGCAGACUGGAGCUUGCCACACCAGGUGGACACUCAGGCGGGCCAGCUGUCCUCGUAUCUGGAGCGCCUGAGGUGCCGGGUGGUGGAUGACUUGGAUGCAGCAAGGAGGAAUGCUGUGUCUAUUUACCCGGAGGAGUUUGCCGCUUUCCAGGUGUAUGUGGAAAGUUAUCAUAGAGCUGUGGCCAAACGUCUGAAAGCCAUUACCAGUGACCCACUGCAGAUUACUGAUGUCUACUCGCUGUUGGACUGGUUCUACAACAUCUACAACCGGGAUGUUCUGGGAACCAUAGGGACCGCAACACCCAUCAACUAUGCCUCUCUGGAACCCAUUCUGCCUCAAAAUACAGUGAACAGGCUGGAAGAAGACUGCCUUAGUCUCGUCAAGGAGAAGGUAACAACAGAGUUGAUUCAGGUUCUGGAUGAUGAAGAACGGCGAUGGGCCCAUACUCUACACAUAGAGGAAUAUCAGUCCCAUCUAGCACGCUCGGUCAUACAGAGACUGAAAGUUGAUCUAGACAAAUCUACAUCUGUGAACCAGUUUCUCGGGGCAAGAGUGGCUCGUUUUAGUCUCAUCGGUUUGGCUGAUUUUCUUUACAGAUUCCAGAGAAAAGUGGAGAUGUUUCACGAGACACAGGCGGAGUUCGGUGAUCGAGGUGAUGGAUAUGUUUCCAGGACAAUAGCUCUGGUCAACUGUUGCCCCCCUCUCAGAACCUUUGUGGAGCGCUGCAGGCAGUGUGAUCAACAGGCUAGCGAGGACUCUGCAAAGGGAGCCAACUCUUCUCUGGACAGGAUCAUUAACCAGUCUGUGAGGGUUCUGGCAGACAGGCUGUUUGAGCACAUUAGGCCGUUUUUUGACAAAAUGGUCAAGAGAAAAUGGCUGAACUACACGGACACGUUCGAGGCCAUUGAAGCCAGCAUCAAACAACACUUCAAAAAGUUCCGAAGGAUGGAUCCUCCACCGUAUCAGACGUUAGUGGGUGAGGUGCACCGACGGGUCCUGGUGGAAUAUGUCCGAGCCAUCAUGCGGGGACGGCUCAUAUGCACAUCUUCCAAGAUGAGGAAGAGGAUGGCUUUCCGCUUACAAGACGAAGCCAAGCAGCUUAAAGGACUCUUUAAGGAUUUGGAAUCAAACGCAUCCUGGUUGGACAGUCUCAUCUGCCACAUGGCUGACAUCAUUCUCCUUGAAGACACGCCCUCUAUCCAGAUGGAGGUGGCUGUCCUGGUGAAAGAGUUUCCAGAUAUACGGCAGAAGCACGUGUCCACCCUGCUGAACAUACGAGGCAUGAUGCGUCAGGCAGAGCGUCAGGAGAUCCUCAACAUUGUCAAAGACUUCCAAUGCAGCUCCGCUUUGCUCGGCCGGGAUCACGCCAUCUUUUCCGACAUCCCCAUUACCUCAGAGAUGCACUGCAUCAGCAUCGGGUUCCUGCGCCUCGCCAUGGCCGUCACCAACUGGCUCUCUGAGCACCGGCCCAGGAAACGCCGCAGGAAAAGCACCAGGAACACGAGGCCGUCGUCGUCUGAGGCUCAGAACAUGGAAGACAUGACUAAACACAACAGGGAAGAAUAGUGUGAAAGUAAGAAGAGCAGUUGGGGUCAUACUGUGAUGAAAUGGAUGAGAUGUACAUGCACCUUGACAAAGACCAGACAAGUAAAGAAACUUGACUUGAGGUACUGCUCGUUCUGUACACACUUAACACAAUUGUUCGACAAUCUGAAUUAACCUUGUAGUUUGUUUUAGUCCGAACUUAACGACAAGAAGAAAUUGUUUUAGCCUUUAUUUAGGCUCACACCACUAUGAAAUGAUAAUGCCAUCAUAGCAGAGCGAAUGCUAUAUUGCUUUAUUGUUGUACCAUUUAUAUACCCAGCUAGGGGUGUCUCGAUCUGAUAUUGAUAUCGGAUAUUGGUAUGAUAUCAGCAAAAAACAUCUAUCAGAAUACAUAGACUUGAAUCUAAAUCUCCAAAACAAACAUUUACUUGUUAACAUCUAAAUAAGCACAAAAGGUUGGUCUUUUCUUGUAUUUUAGUCAAGUCACUUACAAAAGGUAAACAUUUAUAUACAUAUAGGCUACUCGCAGCUACACAACAGCUAAGCACACAAUGGCACACGAGCUAGACAUACGUUAUAAGUGUCCAUAGUUGAACAAUAUUGCUGUCUACAAUGUUUGUCAAUAUAAACAAGCAUUAGGUAAUAAUUAGAGAUAAUAUCGGCCUGCCGAUAUUAUCGGCCGAUAAAUGCUUUAAAAUGUAAUAUCGGAAAUUAUCGGUAUCAUUUUUUAAAUUAUCGGUAUCGUUUUUAUUUAUUUUAUUUUUUAUUAAAUCAACAUUAAAAAAACACAAGAUACACUUACAAUUAGUGCACCAACCCAAAAAACCUCACUCCCCAUUUACACUCAUUCACACAAAAGGGUUGUUUCUUUCUGUUAUUAAUAUUCUGGUUCCUACAUUAUAUAUCAAUAUAUAUCAAUACAGUCUGAAGGGAUACAGUCCGUAAGCACACAUGAUUGUGCAUGCUGCUGGUCCACUAAUAGUACUAACAGUUAAUUUAACUCAUUUUCAUUAAUUACUAGUUUCUAUGUAACUUUAUAUUGUUUUACUUUCUUUUUUAUUCAAGAAAAUGUUUUUAAUCUAUUUAUCUUAUUUUUUUUUUUUUUUUUUUUUUUAAAAGGACCUUAUCUUCACCAUACCUGGUUGUCCAAAUUAGGCAUAAUAUUGUGUUAAUUCCACGACUGUAUAUAUCGGUAUCGGUUGAUAUCGGUAUCGGUAAUUAAGAGUUGGACAAUAUCGGAAUAUCGGAUAUCGGCAAAAAAGCCAUUAUCAGACAUCCCUAGUAAUAAUAGUUGCAUAUUAUUUACACAUACAAAGUGUCCCGUAACAAACGUCUCCGCAUCAUUCAACUCAAUAAUUUAUUGUGACAGCUAAGUGUCGCCGAAAAACACACAUUUACCACUCUACUUCAAGUUAACCCUCAAGGGAUAAAAGCUGACUUUUUUUGUCCUUUCAGUAAAUUUUUGCUGCAUUUUUUUGCCAUAUUUUCGUCGUUUUACUCCAUUACAAAGGAUUUUUCCGAAAAUAGUUUUUUUCAUCUUAAGUUAAAAUAAUUCCACGUCCAAUACCAUCACAGGCGUACAAUACACAGGCAGUUAUUCGACAAUACCCCAAAGCCAAACAGGACAUAUAUAAAGUCCUUUAUUCUUCAAAAAUGGCCACAAACACAUUUUAAUAAUUUUUUUGUUUUUUAUGUACUUUGCUUAAAUCCUUUGAUCAAGUUCAGCCCUAAACAAAAAUACUAAACAUGUAAAGUUUUUUUUGGUCUGUUUGUUUAUAACCCUUUAAAGUCUUUUGAUCAAAUGAUGUCAUAGAUGUCAAUUAGUAUACAUUUGCAUAACAUGAGUUAUUUGACUAGUUUAGACUUUUGACAUUAUCUUAUCAAAAGUAUAAAAGAUAUACUGGGGCAGUAUAGCUUGGUUGGUAGAGUGGCCGUGCCAGCAACUCGAGGGUUCCAGGUUCGAUCCCCGCUUCCGCCAUCCUAGUCACUGCUGUUGUGUCCUUGGGCAAGACACUUUACCCACCUGCUCCCAGUGCCACUCACACUGGUUUAAAUGUAACUGAGAUAUUGGGUUUCACUAUGUAAAAGCGCUUUGAGUCACUAAAGAAAAAAAGCGCUAUAUCAAUAUAAUUCACUUCAAAAGGCCUUCAACAGGGUCGCAAAAAAACAUCACUUGUUUAUUUUUUUUAGGAUUAAAGUUAAUUGAGAAAUUUAAGCAAAAAAGUAAAGUUUGCACCCUUUCAAAAACUUAAAAGGGUCAUAUCAUAAUUUUUUUUUCUACAUAUAACCUUGUAGUAUACUCUACAUAACAUGUAAUGGUGGUUUCUUUGGUCAAAAUUUUGCAUAAAUUAUGUUUUACAGACCAUCUACAAACCUUCUGACCGUCUCUUCAGGAUGCAUUGUUUUAUUGCAGUCUUUUUUACGUGCCUCCACUUCAACAGCAUCUGCUCCCUGUCAUCCAUGUUGUAGUUUUUAGCGCUUCCAUACAAAGUCUACUGACGGAUAUGUUGGAACUAUACGCUUCUUUGUAUUAGAAAUGGCAACGGCGCAGGAGGCAUGUGCAUGUACGAGCCAGUCUGCCCCACAGCGAGGGGAUGGAGAAAAAUAAGGAACCGUCAGACUACAAUAGCAGACUCUUACAAAACUCUUCGGGUAAAACUUUAACAUAUUUGGAAAUGUCCGCUGACCUCACACUUAGGAAAAACAUCACAAGUUGGGCACAUUCCAAACGGGAGGAAGUAUGAAGGAAGGCAAGAUUGUUUUAUAAAUAUCUCCGCCAUGCCUCCAUGGUUUGAUUUAACAUUUUCGGGACUUAGGUUAGUAUUUCGUAUACCUGUUUGACUAAUUUCACUUGAUCACACUUUUUCAAACAUUUCACAAUACAGUACAAAAUAAAAAAGUAUGUAUGACUCGUGCUGAUAUCAGAUCAAUAUCGGUAUUGUGUGGGAAGUGAAAAAGUUGUAUUGGGACACCCCUAUACCCAGCCAUAUAUACUAUACUCAGUUUUGGUUUCUACUUCUAGAAUAUAUAGUGAUAUGUUGAACUCUCACUGUGAAUGAUA
This is a messenger RNA of Entelurus aequoreus (snake pipefish), 6099 nucleotides long. Its product is annotated as tumor necrosis factor alpha-induced protein 2-like. The transcript is spliced from 13 exons. NCBI's taxonomy places the organism in Eukaryota, Metazoa, Chordata, Actinopteri, Syngnathiformes, Syngnathidae. Gene Ontology annotation, cellular component: exocyst. The record is from RefSeq and is a predicted model, not a curated record. Gene Ontology annotation, molecular function: SNARE binding. Bases 246 to 3059 code for a protein of 937 amino acids. Gene Ontology annotation, biological process: exocytosis; exocyst localization.